AUUGCCAAAAAACCACGCCGCAAAUCGCAGUAAUGGGUGUGCGAUUUUUACAAACGUUCAUGAAGCGCGAGGUACAGAACGGCGCACAUUACAUUCAGAUACUUCGUGAAAUAAGCAAUUCGGCUGAACAGCAUGAUCGAAAACCCUUAAUACUGAUUGAUCUGAUGGCUUUGCAUGAAUUGUUUAAAGGGGACAAUUGUAGCGUGUUGUGCGGAUCGCAGGUGAUGCUGUGUGAACAACAAGCUGCCCAAUUCUUCUCCCAAUUGGUGGAAUCCGGAGCAGAGCUAGUGUUUUUUUGGGAUGGCAAUGUGCAGGCAAACAAAUACGACACAUGGUUGGAGCGACAAAAUGACAAGUACACGAGAAUGAUCACUGUUAUCGAUGCUAUCAAUCAAGGGCAACCCUUGCAGCGAAUUGCCACAAAACACAGUUUCAAUAUUCCGCCCAACACGUGUUUACAGUUGAAGCGCAUAGCUGAGAGUUAUGGACGAGUGAUCGUAUCCAUUCACGCCGAAUGUGAUCAGGAAUUGGCUGCGUAUGCGUUGGAGCACGAAGCGUUGGCGAUCAUUUCCAAUGAUACCGAUUUCCUCAUCUUCAAUGGCUGUUGGCAGAUUUGGUCAGCCAACAUUGAUUUGAAAACGCUUCGUACACUCGCCUUCAGUAAGGACGCGCUUCGGUGGAAGCUUAAAUUGAGCAUCCCUGCCAUGGCAAUAUGGGCGACGCUGGCCGGGAAUGACUUUUACAACUACGAACAGUUGAAACCAUUUCACGAUGGUCUUGGACAGGCAAAGUUUCUGAAGUUGGCACAGUACGUUCGGACGUUGCCGGUCGUAGAACGUUUCGACGACAACGUCAUCCAGCAGGUCCUGCGAUGUGUGUACAAAAGAAGACGGAUUCCCGAUCAGGCGGUUACGUGGUUUAGGCAAAGCUUAGACUUCUACAUAAACGACACACAGAUGCGGCAUCGAUCGAAACCCCCACUCGAUCCGAUUGAAACGUUUCUGCUACAAGAAUCCCAGCACUUUGUUGUAGGAGUACUGAACGGGGCGCCCCACAAUUCUACGUUGUUUUUUUUUGACUACCGCUCCAACGACUUGGGCAGUUACUUUGAUAUCGUGGUACCGAUAAUUGCUAAAAUUGCUGGUAUAAUUCUGUAUCAUCGUCAGCACGAACGGGGCCACAUUACGGUGGUUGCCAAAAAAGGACACCAAGAAUCUUAUGCCCAACAUAACAUAGCGGCAGUGUUUCCGUGCGAUUUGGCCGUUCCACACUUCACGGAUCUUCUGUCACGGGACGAUACAAUGAUGGCAGCAUUAUUGGAGCGUAAGUUGCAGCUACUGCGAUGGGUUUGUUCAGAUGUCGUAGACGACAACUCGUUAGCAGCAGUACCACACGGAUUAAUGGUUACAGUACUGACCCUUGUUCGGUUGGUGGAAUGUCGCAUUGUUCGUGUUUUCGAGGCAGACCUUCUUCUAUUGAUUGCUCACGAACUGCAGACCAACCAGUUCGUACCUUCGCAAGAGCAGUGCCCAACACAACUCAACCCACGAGCGUUUCGUGUAGGAUUUCUGUUUCAGAAAGUUUACCAAGAAAUAUCGCGUGCCGCGCAAUCUAUUGGCCUUUCAAGCGACUACCGUCCGUCAACUCCGUACGAUGGCUAUCGCUUCCAUAACAAUUAUGAUAAAUUUCAAAAUAGUCAGACAGAUGAACUGAUGAAGCCGCCCACCGCCCUCUGGAGACUUUAUGUGCCGACUGAGAAGCACGACAAGAGCGAUCAAUGA
Messenger RNA from Anopheles bellator, 1781 nucleotides. RefSeq lists its product as uncharacterized. Gene Ontology annotation, cellular component: nucleus. The record is from RefSeq and is a predicted model, not a curated record. The transcript is spliced from 3 exons. The coding region runs from base 33 to 1781 and encodes 582 amino acids. Lineage: Eukaryota; Metazoa; Arthropoda; Insecta; Diptera; Culicidae.